Molecule: messenger RNA, 5302 nt
Organism: Anguilla anguilla (European eel)
Lineage: Eukaryota; Metazoa; Chordata; Actinopteri; Anguilliformes; Anguillidae
Gene: synrg
Product: synergin, gamma
Exons: 21
Coding region: 52-3933 (1293 amino acids)
Cellular component (GO): clathrin coat of trans-Golgi network vesicle
Molecular function (GO): protein binding
Source: RefSeq, a predicted model, not a curated record
UGCGUCAUUCAGGGCAAAAGGCUUCACUGGUUCUUUCCAGUUGUUUUGAAAAUGGCUCUGCGACCAGGAACUGGUGGAGCCGGCAGCUUCAUGUACCCUGUGGGAGGGGGCCUGGGCCCGUCUCAAGGAGUUCCCAUGCAGCCACAGCAGCCGCAGCAGGGCUUUCCUAUGGUGCCCGUAAUGCCUCCCAACAUGCAGGGGAUUGUGGGUAUGAACUUCGGAGCCCAGCUGCCCCCGGGGGCCAUGCAGAUGCAGGGGGGCAUGGCCAUGGGGAUGCAGAUGAUGGGGCAGCCCCAGUUCAUGGGCUUGCGGGCCCCCGGGCCCCAUUACACCGCAGACAUGCAGAAGCAGAUGGUGGAGGACCGUCAGAAGCACAUGGAACAGCAUCAGCGCAUGCUGGAGGAGGAGAGGAAGAGGAGGCAGUUUGAGGAGCAGAAACAGAAGCUGCGGAUGCUGAGCAGCAUCAAGCCCAAGAUGGGGGAGAAGAGUCGGGACGACGCGCUGGAGGCCAUAAGGGGAAACCUGGACGGAUUCAGCAGAGACGCCAGGAUGCACCCCUCGGCCUCCUCGCACCCCAAGAACCCAGACUCAUCGUCAUCCCACUCUUCUGUCACCCUUCACCCCCCUCCCCCCGCUUUCCCCGAGGACGACGACGAUUUUAGCGACUUUAUUCAGGGCCCCUCUGCCCCCGCCCCUGCCCCUGCCCCCGCCCCGCCCGUCCCGUCCUCCUCACCCUCCCUCAGAGCAGGCGCAGGUCACUGGCCUGUUGUAGACGGAGGCCCGGGGCAGCGACCCAAAUCUGCCCCCCGACCCCAAAUUCUCUCUCACUCUAUGCCCUUCCCACCAGCCUCCCAACCCUCUACUGUCACCUCCAGCUCUCAGUCUGCAGCCAAAGGAGUCGGGGUCUUCCCUCAGCAAGAGCACAUCCAGCCCAUGGCCCCAUCUUGGCUCUACAACGACAGCCUUGUUCCAGAUCUGUACAGGCAGGUGCUUGAGUUCACCAUGACCCCAGCAGGCAUAGACACCGGAAAGCUCUACCCCAUCCUGAUGUCAUCUGGGCUGCCCAGGGAGGCGCUGGGGCAGAUCUGGGCCACAGCCAAUCGCACGACGCCUGGCAAGCUGACGAAGGAGGAGCUGUACACCGUGUUGGCCAUGAUUGGUGUGACCCAGAACGGGCUACCAGCAUCCCUGGAUGUGCUGAGCCAGUUCCCCUCCCCGCCAUUGCCUAACCUGCCUGCUGUUGCCAUGGUGCUGCGCCAGCACCAGCACCAGCACCAGCAGCCCAGCAUGCCCCAGCCUCCUGUGCCCAUGGUGAUGCCCGCUGCCAUGGCGCCGGCCAUGGGCAUGACCCUCCCUGCUCCCGCCAUGGCCCCCAGCACUGCCACGCAACCCACCGCCGGCUUCGUCACCAACUUCCCUCCUGCUCAGGAGGCCAAACCCGAGGACGAUGAUUUCCAGGAUUUCCAGGAGGCCCCCAAGGCGGGGUCAGGGGACGUCUCUUUUGCUGACUUCCAGGGAGAGACAGGGGGCAGCUUCUCCUGCCUCGCUCCCUCCCAACCCCAGAGCAGCGCUCCUCCAAUGCUGAUGCCAGUGUCCGGAGCGUCGUCGUCGUCCUCCUCUGACAGAUACGCCGCCUUCAAGCAGAUGACUGUGGGGCCGGCCCCCUCCCUGCCCACGGCUUCAGAUCCUGGGGAUAAAUACAGCAUUUUCAGGCAGCUUGACCAUUCUGCAGAUCAGAAGUGUGUAGGUGAGGGAUCUGAGGACUUCUCUUCCCCUGCUGCCGACGACGGCUUCACAAGCUUUAAAACUGCCGACAGUGUUUCCCCACUAGACCCUCCCAGCCAGGCCAAGAUUUUCCAGCCAGCUUUCCCUCCUUCCUCUCCUCAGUGCCCCUCUCACUCUCUCCCCCAGCAGCCUCACAUGUCCCCUCUCCCUCAGCCCAAAGCCACCUCACUCAGUGUAGCAGACUUGGACCUCUUUUCUUCUCUGGCCCCUGGCCCUGCUCCCGCCCCUGCAGCCUCUGCGGAGGCCACGCCCCCAGCCCAUCCCUCUGCUCCGCCUCCUCUAGCAGCCCCCCCGGGAGGAGGGGUCAGGCCCCAUGCGGGAGGAAUGGGGAACUUUGGAGACUUUGCGCUCUUCGGCUCCAUGCCCUCCUCCUCCUCCUCCUCGGUAAUGGGCGUGGCUCCCUUGGGAGACGGGGUGGCCCAGGACGACUUCGCCGACUUUGCGGCCUUUGGUGGCUCUGGGGCGCUUGAAGGCGAGGCGCAGGUUGGGGGGAGCGGGGUUGGGGGCGUGGCCGGCCUCGUGGGAACGCCCCCCCGGCAGCGCUCCUCGGACAAGUACGACGUCUUCAAGCAGCUCUCUCUGGAGCUGUCCAAGGAGAGCGGGGCCGGCUCCCUGUCCUCCCUGCGCAGCGACGGGGACGACCUGGCCGACUUUCCCCCCUCCCGCCUCUGCGCCAGCCUGACCGCCUCCGACCGCAGCCUGGCGGGCAGGGCCAAGGAGGACUGCGCCUCCGUCAAGUCCCUGGACCUCCCGUCCAUCGGGGGCAGCAGCGCGGGCAGGGAGGACUCGGAGGAUGCGCUCUCCAUGCAGCUGGACAUGAAGCUGUCGGACUUGGGCGGGGACCUGAAGCACGUGAUGUCGGACAGCUCCCUGGACCUGCCCAGUCUCUCUGCCCCUCCGCCCCCUGCUGCAGAAGCGGAUGAUUUGAAGUUCGAUCCCUUCGGCACGUCUGUGGCCAGCGGCGCGGUCGGCUACGAUUGGCCGGACAAGGAGGACUCCUCGGCCAGUCACGGGGCGAAGGUGCCCGCGGGGCCGUCGGCCGCGCCCAGCAAAGAGUCGGUCGGAACCUCGGACUCCGCCGCCACCCACGCCAGCCCGGCCAAGCCCGCCGUUCUCCCCACCAAGGACGGCCCUCCCGGGAACGCCAACUUCGAAGCGUUCGCUGAUUUUGUGUCUUUCAACGAAGGGGGCGCCGGCGGGGAUGACGAAUUUGGGGACUUUGCUGUCAUCGUGGCGGAGAAGCCUGACUCCCCCCGCCCCCCGGCUGACCCCUCCCUCGACGGAGCCCAGGGCGAGGUCACCGACGAGUUUGGGGCCUUCCAGGGCGACAAGCCCAAAUUUGGCAAAUUUGACUUCCUCAAGGCCAGCUCCCAAGCGAAGGUGAGGUCCAGCGAGGAGAUGAUCCAGAGCGAGCUAGCAACCUUUGACCUCUCUGUACAAGACUCCCAGAAGAGGAGCCACAGCCUGGGAGAUAAAGAGAUGGGACGCUCCACCCCCUCGCCCGCCCCCGAGCAGCCCCACCGCGACCGCUCCAACACCCUGAGCGAUAAACCCACUCUGCCCGUCAUCCGCGACAAGUACAAGGACCUGACCGGGGAGGUGGAGGAGAGUGAGCGCUAUGCAUACGAGUGGCAGAGGUGUUUGGAGAGCGCGCUGCAGGUCAUCAGCAAGGCCAACAACACCCUCAACAGCAUCAGCAGCUCAGCCAUCUGCACAGAGGUGAUCCAGUCCGCUCAGGGAAUGGAGUAUCUGCUGGGUGUGGUGGAGGUGUACCGGGUCACCAAGCGGGUGGAGCUGGGCAUCAAGGCCACGGCUGUGUGCUCCGAUAAGCUUCAGGAGCUGCUGAAGGACGUCAGCCGGGUGUGGAACAACCUGAUGGGCUUCAUGUCCCUGGCUAAGGUCACGCCUGAUGAGAGCUCGCUGGAUUUCUCCUCCUGUAUCCUGAGGCCUGGUAUAAAGAAUGCCAAGGAGCUGGCCUGUGGAGUGUGUCUGCUGAAUGUGGACUCUCGCAGCAAGGCUUUCAACUCAGAGACCGACAAUUUCAAGCUGUUCUACGGGGGGCACCAGUACCACGCCAGCUGUGCCAAUUUUUGGAUCAACUGCGUGGAGCCCAAGCCGCCAGGCCUCAUUCUGCCAGACCUGCUCUGAGGCUCUGCCCGCCGGCGCCAUGGUAACACGCGCGCGUGGUAAUCGGCUGUGGUGGUUGAAAGCGUUCCAGCUCCCGGAGCCACACGUCGAGGUUAACCUUGCCUUCAGGGGCGAAUGCCGAAAUCAUGGUGGCCUGCCUGAAAAAGCUCAACUCGAUUUGUUUUUUGUUCAUUAUUUGUAUUAUUUAUUUAUUCACGGUUUUUUUAAAAUUUUUUUUUUUUACUCAUUUACUUCUGGAACCGCUACCACCUAGCAGUGGAAAUGCACAGUUGUGGUUGAACACAAGGCUGGGUCUGUGUGGAAAAUGCUGCUCUCUUGUUACACUGUAAUGUAAUACCCAUCUUGUGCUGUCAUUGUUUUGCUGUUGUUUUUCCCCCCCUUUCUUCUUCUUUAUCCUCGCCUGUCCCUGGCAAAUCGCUGCUGAAAGCCCCAUGUUUACUGCCAGGCUUUCAGGGCACUUAACUCUCGCUUUCUUCUGAGCGAGGCAGCAAAUAGCUGUGCUGGUACUGCUGCGUGUACAACAAUGCUAAAUAUCUGAAAUAAUGUCGGGAUGAGGGAGUGGGGCAUUCUGAAAGAGGGCGGAACUGAGCUCUGGGGACUGUUGGCUAGAUUGGGGAGCACCUCCCUUUUUUGGCCUAAAAGUUCAAAUAUAAUCCCCUCCAAUACUGGCCAAGUGAGUGUCUGCUAUGGCAUAUCACUGAAGGUGGGUCUAGAUGUAGGAUGAGGUGGCUAUUGAUUCAAUGCAGAGUAUGAACUUUGAAAAGCUGUAGUAACUAAUCGUUAAAGAUGCGGUUUUUAAAUGAAGUGGAGAGAGAGCGAUAAUGUGGUAAUUGUAGUCUUCAGGCCUAAUGCUGUCUCUUUGUCUACUUGUUUAAACUAUUUUCUGUUGGGCUGUGGUAUCUUUCCUGCUGGAACUAAGGCUGUUUGGUUGCUGGGUCUUAAAACAUUUUAAUAGAUUUUAAAACGGUAAUUAAACCUUCCAAGGUUCUGCACUGUGCUGAAAGGCAGCGAUAUUCUUUCGAAUGAGAAUAUUGUGUGACGUACUGAUUUUGAAUGUCUUUUGUAUAGUUUCUGAGGGGUUGUAUUAUCAUGGUGACUUGGUGAGUAAUUAUGAAGCACUGUAUAUAUUUUGAAAGGGAGUGUGGCUGGGGGAUUUGAACUGGACUCGUCUGCGCAAGUGUCGGGCUGUUGCUCUCUUGCAGUGCCGCCAGUGCGCACCCAGUCUGUGGCAAAGGCAUUUCCAGUCCUCUCUAACUCCUAGUGAUUGCACUUUUUCCAGUCUGUUACCUUUAUUAAAAAAUAAUCACAAUUAUUAACUCCCUGGACAUAGAAGUGAUGGUAUUUGUGUAAUAAAUGAUGAACACUGCAA